Molecule: messenger RNA, 1344 nt
Organism: Malassezia restricta
Lineage: Eukaryota; Fungi; Basidiomycota; Malasseziomycetes; Malasseziales; Malasseziaceae
Product: SET domain protein
Exons: 1
Coding region: 1-1344 (447 amino acids)
Biological process (GO): peptidyl-lysine monomethylation
Molecular function (GO): protein-lysine N-methyltransferase activity; protein binding
Source: RefSeq, a predicted model, not a curated record
AUGGACCUGGCGGCUUGGGACGACAGCGUCGAUGUGGUGCGGCUGGGGUCUGACGCGCGGGAAGAGUACUCGUCUGCACCAGGCACCCUGGCUGUGAUUGCCAGCGAUCCCAUUCCUGCUGGCCAUGUCAUAGCGCGCAUCCCCUGCAAGGCGCUGCUCUGUGCUCGCCACAGUGCGCUGUCACAUCACCCGGCCUUUCAAAAUGUCCAAGCCUCGCUCACGCCUGUCCUAUCCCUCACAUUCUGCGUCUUGUAUGAGGCGGAGCUGGGGGACGCGUCAAAAUUCGCUAGCUAUUUAGCACUUUUUCCGGACGUGCAUCUGCCGCUCGCAUGGGAUCCGUCGUCGGAUGAGGCGACAUGGCUACGGGGGACGGAGGCGUCACGUAUAUUGCGGCGCCAAGAACAUGCGUGGUCAGCCGGCUACAAGUACAUCGGCACUAGCUGCUCAGAGUUGCGGCAUGUAUGGCACACUAUAGGCGAGCGGAUCAUGCUCGAGGCACUUGGUGCACGCGUUUCAUGGGCCGCGUUUAUGCGUGCAUUUUCGUGGGUAUCGAGUCGUGCGUUUGUGGUGGAUCUAUACCAUGGCCUCUCUAUGGUACCAUUUGCUGACUUAUUGAACCAUGGCGCACCCAAUAAUGCUCAGAUUGAGUCGGAUGUGGACGCGUAUUCAGCUGAGAUGGGAGGCACGGUCGAUGUCCGCGCAAUAGAUUCGAUCGAUCCAGGUGAGGAGGUACUCAAUUCUUAUGGAGAAAUUGGCAAUGCUGAAUUGCUGUGCCAGUAUGGGUUUGUGCUUGAUACCAAGAGCGGCUGGGAACGCUGCAGCUGGGACAUGCGUGUCCCCGAGGAAUGCACGCAAUUAUGUGCGUGUCUUGAAUGCGAUGCGCCGUCGAUCCGCCAUGUCACUGAGCCCCAGCAGCCGGCAGAUGCUCAGCGCGCUUCAGGCGACGAUGGCCUGCCUCCCGCGUACGUCGAUGCUGCCGGUGGCGUGUAUGACUUUGCGCCCGUAUCACACACCAACCGGCAUGAUCGCCAGUGUCCUAUCUUUAUUGAUGCCUCUGGUCGUGCUAGCUGGGUCCUGUGGCGCCUGGCCCUGGGGCUGUGCUCUGAGCACGUCUACGGCUACGAGGCGGCGUCCGCCGACACGUCCCUUCUUCCUUCCCACGUUCGCGCGGCGUGCCAACGCAUCACUCGCUUGUGCCAUGCACGCCUAUCCACCAUGUACAUCCAGCGUUGCAAAGACGCGCUCCCCUCUACGUCAUCGUCAUCGACCCUGCACUGGGCCGUCCAACAUGCCUGGCAAGAUUGGCACCUACUUCGUGCGUGCCUGGAGCGCUAUGCCACGUGA